Messenger RNA from Erythranthe guttata (spotted monkey flower), 820 nucleotides. The record is from RefSeq and is a predicted model, not a curated record. Lineage: Eukaryota; Viridiplantae; Streptophyta; Magnoliopsida; Lamiales; Phrymaceae.
CUUUAAAAAUCCCAAUUCUCCCUCCUUAAUAUCUAUCUUCCUCAAUCUCUCUUUUGUUAUUCAUCUCUCUCUAUUAAAUUUGUCGUAUUAUCAAUCGAUCUCUAAGUUCGAUUUGAUUUCACCAGGACAAAUAUAUACAUAUGGGAUCAAUUAAUCUUUUCAGUCCAAUUAGGCCAAAAUCAGCUGAAUUCGUGGUGUCGAGUGCGGUCGCUGAAUUUAAAGGUCCGACAAUAUUCGGCGUCGUCCAUUUAGCUCAAGUGAGCACGGAAGUGACUAAGAUAGAAGCUAACUUUAGUCGUUCGCCACCUGGAAAUAAUAAAUAUAAUUAUAAUUGGUCGAUCAAUGAAUUCGGUGAUUUAACGCAAGGUGCUGCCACCACCGGUAAUGUAUUCAAUCCCACCAACAACGUACACCAGCCACUCGGUGAGUUGGGAAGGUUAAAAGUUGAUGAGAAAAACGAGUCGGUAUUUAUUUCUGGGACGAAAGAGACGACGCUGAGAGUUGAUGAUCUAAUUGGACGAUCGAUUGUUUUAUAUGCAACCGAAGGUAAAAAUUCUUCAGGUGAAGGUAUUGCAGCUGCGGUGGUCGGUAGAAGCGACGAGGGAGGAAUUAAUAACAACUGCACAAAGCUUUGCGCUUGUGACGGUACAACUAUAUGGGAAGCUUUGGCCUAGCUACAUAAUUUUAUUCAUUUAUUUUGUAUUAUUUCAGUCUUUGUAUUUUAAUUUGUUUGUAUGAAAUUAGUUCAAUUUGGAUCCGGAAUUUCUAUGAAAUGAUCAUAAAGUGAUUUGUUGUAAAUGAUUUCACUAUUUAGUCAUCA